Entamoeba invadens IP1 is the source of this 852-nucleotide messenger RNA. RefSeq names its product NAD-dependent deacetylase, putative. Gene Ontology annotation, molecular function: NAD+ binding. NCBI's taxonomy places the organism in Eukaryota, Evosea, Mastigamoebida, Endamoebidae. The coding region runs from base 1 to 852 and encodes 283 amino acids. The transcript has a single exon. The record is from RefSeq and is a predicted model, not a curated record.
AUGGACAUGAAUUGGCUUGAAGAGCUCGAGAUGUAUAGCGACCCCGACACGACAAACGAUCUGGAGAUAGAAAUGAUCUCAAGGGCGCUCGAGAAAGCAGAGAAUGUGACCGUCCUCACUGGCGCGGGAAUCUCCGUUGAGUCGGGUAUCCCCGACUUCAGGUCGUCGAAUGGGCUUUGGAAGAAAUAUGACCCCGCAACAUACGGGUCUUACGAGAACUUCAAAACCGACCCGAAGCCAUUUUGGAAAAUGGCUGAGGAACUGCACAAGAUCAAGGCAUACCCAAAUUGUGUUCACCAAUGCCUUGCGGAGUUACAGAAACUCAACGUCGUGAAGACAAUCGUCACACAGAAUGUCGAUGGGUUACAUCAACAGGCCGGGUCAAAACAUGUGUUAGAAAUUCAUGGAAAUGGCGAUUUGUGUCACUGCGUGAACUGCGAUUUCAUCGAAAAAUCCGAAAAACAAAUUUGGAAUAAAAAAACUUCACCACAAAACGACCCUCCAAAAUGCCCGAAGUGUGGAGCAUUAAUGAAACUCGAUGUAGUGCUUUUUGGAGAAAAGUUGGACAGAAAGAUUUAUGACGAAGUCGUGGCAUCAACAACUAAAACAGACUUUUUGCUUGUCCUUGGCACUUCACUACAAGUCGCGCCGUGCAACAUAAUUCCGUUUCGAGCAAAACACUGCGGCGCUCAGGUUGCGUUCAUCAAUUGCACAAAAACGCCAAUGGACGAAUACGCCGAUUUUGUGAUCCGAGGAGAUCUCAACCAAAUUGUUCCAAGAAUCACCGAAAGGGUCAAGAAAAUUGUUUGUUUUUCAAUUGGGAGAUCAAGCCAGCAAUUACUAACAAAUUAG